GGCGGCCGCUCUUAGGCCGGCGGCGCUCUCGUUGGUCUGGGCGGACCGGAGAAGAUGGCGGCGCCCAUGGAGGUGGCGCUGGUGACGGACGCCGCCGGGCCGCUGAGCAAUUGCUCGGUGUGGGAGCUGCACUCGGGCUCCGCGCUCCCCGGCUACCGGGGCGGCAACAGCGGGGCGCGGGGCCUGGCGCUGCUGGGCGGGGAGCACCUGCUGGGGGCGCAGCUGGGCAAGGGCUACAUCAACGUGUGGGAGCUGCAGAGAAAGGACCAACUCCAGCAGAAGAUCAUCUGCCCUGGGCUGGUGACCUGCCUGACAGCUUCCCCUAAUGGUCUCUACAUCCUGGCAGGCAUUGCUGAGAGCAUCUAUCUGUGGGAGGUCUCCAGUGGGAACCUCCUCGCCAUCCUGAACCGACACUACCAAGACCUCACGUGUCUCUGCUUUACCGACGACAGCAGUCACUUUCUCUCAGGGGGCAAGGACUGCCUGGUCCUGGUGUGGAACCUUUACAGCACCCUGCAGGUGGAGCACUCCCAGAUCCCGGAGCCCCGCCACGUGUGGUCUCGACACAGCCUGCCCAUAACAGACCUGUGCUGCGGCUUCGGAGGCCCCCUGGCGCGAGCGGCCACCGCCUCCCUCGACCAGACGGUGAAGCUCUGGGAAAUCUCCUCUGGAGAGCUCCUGCUCUCUGUCCUCUUCGAUGUGGGCAUCAUGGCGGUGACCCUUGACCUCUCCGAGUAUCACAUGUUCUGUGGCGGCAUGGACGGCUCCAUCUUUCAGGUCGACCUCUGUGCCUGGCCUGUUCAGAGAGACCGAGCCUUCCACUCGGAGCGGGAGAACGGGAAGAUCUUCAGGGGGCACAGGAACCAGGUGACCUGUCUGUCCGUCUCCACAGACGGCAGCCUGCUGCUCUCCGGCUCGCAUGACGAAACAGUCCGGCUAUGGGACAUCCAGAGCAAGCAGUGCCUGCGGACGGUGAAUCACAAAGGCCCAGUGACAAACGCCUUCAUCACGCUGGCCCCAGCCAACAUGUUUAACCCAGACAGCAAGCCCGGCGUGCCUCUGCCCAAAUUCAGCAAACACCUGCACGGGACCGAGAGCAGCGAGGAUCAAGGAGCCGAGGGGGUGACGCUGCGCCUCGGCCUCCACCAGCCGGGGGCUGGGGAGAGCUACUUGGAAAAGGCUGAACGGUUGUACUCGCAGAUGUGCUCGACGAGGGAAAAGAACCUGAUGGGAGACCAGGAGCAGCUGAAGAUCCAAGUGACUGAACUGGAGGAUGAAGUCAGCACGCUCCGGAAGAUCAAUAAGAACCUCUUUGACUUCUCUGCCCGCAUCAUCACUAAGACAGCCAAGUGAGCGCUCGCCCCGAGCCCUCGCGCACCCCCGCCCAGCCCUGCAGAGCUCUCGACGGGGAGGUGCCGGUGCCCACGGACGCGUCAGCCCUGCAGUCCACGGGGCCACGCGACCUCCCGUGGAAAUCCACAGCACACGCCAAGCAAACGGGCAUCCACACGCAGACUCAGCCACACAACAGCCGAGCCCAUGUAGGCAGGACGCUGCAUGUGCCGUCAGACGCUCGUUGUCCGCGCAGUCCCCCGUGGCCGUUUUCACACGCAGCCGUCUGCACGCGUCGGGGUAUGCAGGGGAAGUGUGGCGGGAUCUCAGCAGUGUUCUGGACUGAGGGCACCGGGCGCAUGGGAGACCAAACUGGUGCGAAUGGAGAUACGAAAGGGAACUGUUACCAGGUUGUGGGCAGAGGGGUGGCAGAUACAGGGGGACACCCCCCUUCUCGUCCCCUGACUCCCCUUUUUCUUACUCUGCCAUGGUGCACGGACAAAGCAACGGGUGCUUCUUUUGUCUCCUACCACCCUGGAGUUAGGGAGGUGAUUUUGCGUCUCUCUCUCUCUCUCUCUCUCUCUCCCCCAGCGGAGAUGCUGCUGCUGCUUGGCCCUGAAUCCUCUGCACUAAAUUGGCUGGCUGGGGGGCAGGGUUGGAAAUACCCAUCGGUGCCAGAUCUGGGCCUGACAAUCACAGAGCGUGAGCCAGCGGGACACCAACGCCUGCUGGAAGCCCCAGUCCUCUCUCCCCGCCCCCGCCCGUUCAGCUGGCUUGUUUAGUGCGCAGGAGGGAGGGAAGUAGCUUGUAGCCUCCCCAUUGCUGUCCAAGGGGGGGGUUACCCCCCCCCAAACCUGGGAGCAGGGCUGUAUCUCCGGGUGUGAGGUUAACCCUUUGUCGGAGGUGCAUUGGGUGCUACAUGGAUGACGCAUACAAUCGCCUGCGUCGGAGCCGCUGAGUCAAACUCGGCCCCAGCCUGGGAGGUUGCUAUUUUUUAUCAUCAGUCUGGAGCCAGUUCCUUUGUUCUCAGACCGUUUUCUUGGGAAUUUGCCUUUGGACUCUGUCUCCUUUCGUAUCCCGUGUUUGGUUUGAUUGGGGUUUUUUUUUUACAUAAAAAUUGUUUUUAUAGUGAUAUGUG
Molecule: messenger RNA, 2470 nt
Organism: Trachemys scripta elegans
Lineage: Eukaryota; Metazoa; Chordata; Testudines; Emydidae
Gene: WDR18
Product: WD repeat domain 18
Exons: 10
Coding region: 55-1353 (432 amino acids)
Biological process (GO): DNA-templated DNA replication; rRNA processing
Cellular component (GO): nuclear pre-replicative complex
Molecular function (GO): protein binding
Source: RefSeq, a predicted model, not a curated record